Molecule: messenger RNA, 6183 nt
Organism: Malaya genurostris
Lineage: Eukaryota; Metazoa; Arthropoda; Insecta; Diptera; Culicidae
Product: synaptic vesicle membrane protein VAT-1 homolog-like
Exons: 9
Coding region: 602-2104 (500 amino acids)
Molecular function (GO): oxidoreductase activity
Source: RefSeq, a predicted model, not a curated record
GUUCAAAUCAAUCAUUUCACUUUGAAUUUUCGUAGCGUUCAGUUCAGUGGAAAAGCCUGAGGCUCAUCAUCGUCUAUACGUGGCUGUUGCAAUCUAGGCGUUGUUAGGCGUUAGUUUUUAGCUAAAGUGAUCCCCUACUUUUAUCAGUGUGUAUUCGAUCUUCAUAGAAGAGCCGCUAGUGUUGUGUGUAACGAUAGUAUACCAAAAAAAAUAUAACAAAGGAAAAACGUAUUGUCGGCUGUCCGGCUUCUCUUCAAUUCCUUUUAGUCGCGUUCGAGUCAGUUCCAAGAGUGGUACGUUUAUAGGUUUGAGACCAUAGUUAAAGAGUUUUGUACGUGGAAUCCAUCAUUUUUUUAUUUGCGAGUGACACCGAAGCAAGAAGGCGAGAAAAGUGCUGUUUCCGACCCCUUCCCGACAACCAUCCAGGAGAUAUUACAUAUGCUAUAGACGCAUCCCGGGACGUGAGGUGCAAGCAAAGCAAAGAACCGUAUUCCAGCUUGGAUAACGACUAACAGGGAAAGCAUUACAAGUCGCGACACCCACGCAGAGGGUCGAAUAAGAAAGUCGAAAAAGAAUCACAGCAGAACAAAAGUUUACCAAAAUGACCGAAACUACCGAAGCCCCAGUCGUUGCCGAGGUCAAGACCCCAUCGCCAACGAGCGAAACGGCAGCCGCGACUACGAAUGGCCAUGCCGAGGAGGCCACCGCCGCCCCACUCAAGGCAGUAGAGGAGACCAACGGCACAUCGGAGAAGGCGGACGACAAGGCCAAAACCGAAAAGGCCGAAGACGUUCCUCCACCCAAAGAGAUGCGAGCCGUCAUGCUGACCGGUUUCGGUGGCUUCAAGAACAUCAAGAUUCUGAAGAAACCCGAACCGAGCCCACAGGCCGGUGAGGUUCUGAUUCGUGUGCGAGCAUGUGGUCUCAACUUCCAGGACUUGAUGGUGCGCUUGGGAGCGAUCGAUUCACCCCCGAAGACACCCACCAUCCUCGGAUUCGAAUGUGCCGGAGAGAUUGAAGCCGUGGGCGAGGAAGUUGAAGGAUUCAAGGUUGGAGACCGCGUCGUAGCGCUGCCGGAAUUCCGCGCCUGGUCCGAGCUGGUGGCCGUCCCCACCAAGUACGUGUAUCAUAUUCCGGACGAAAUGACAUUCCAGGAUGGGGCAGCCAUCGUAAUGAACUACCUGGUUGCCUACAUACUCAUCUUCGAUCUCGUCUCGCUGCGGGAGGGUAAAUCUAUCCUGCUGCAUUCCGUCGGUGGCGGUGUGGGUCAGGCAAUUGUUCAAUUGGCGCGCACUAUACCUAAUGUGACCAUCUUUGGUGUCUGUUCUAAAUCUAAACACGAGGCACUUGCUGCCACCGGACUUAUUGAUCACCUGAUCGAUAGAGCCGACUAUGUCAACGAGGUUAGGAAGAUCACAACCGAAGGUGUUGACAUUGUUUUGGAUUGUCUAUGCGGUGAAGAAUGCAAUCGGGGUUAUGGUUUACUAAAACCGAUGGGCAAGUACAUUCUCUAUGGAUCGUCCAAUGUGGUCACUGGAGAGACCAAGAGUUUCUUCAGUGUUGCGCGUUCGUGGUGGCAGGUGGACAAAGUGUCUCCGAUCAAGCUGUUCGAUGAGAACAAGAGCUUAGCCGGAUUUAAUCUACGGCAUCUGUUGUACCAGCAGGAUGGAUCGGUGUAUGUACGUUCCACCGUUGAUAAGAUCUUCGGUCUCUGGAAGGACGGAAAGAUUAAGCCCGUGGUGGAUAGUGCCUGGGCGCUGGAAGAUGUGGCAGAAGCUAUGCAGAAGAUGCACGAUCGCAAAAAUAUUGGAAAGCUGGUGCUGGAUCCGUCAAUGGAACCGAAACCAAAACCAGCUACUCCGGCUAAGAGCAAGUCGAAGAAACAGGCUAGCGAGGACAAGAGCGGCAAGAAAGAUAAGGACGAGGACAAGAAGUCUGCUGAGAAUGGAGAGGAAAAGAAGGAAGACGAAGAAGCUACUACGAAUGGUGAUUCGGCUACCGCAGGCGAAGGUGCUGUUGUCAAUGGUGACAGUACGGAAAAGUCGAACGAAUCGGCUGCCACAAAUGGAAACGCAACCGAAAGUGAGAAAAAAGAAUCGAGUUGAACAUCCUAAGCAGUCAGUGUACCCUCUAAUGAAUCGAGCCGCUAACAACAACAACAACAAGAAAACCUGUUCUCAUCGACAUAUUUGCAUCCCGUGCAUUUCACUCAGCCAAGUCCUUUUCCUUCUCAAGCUUCCAGUUUGUGUAUAAUAUCCACUUAGUAAGAGCAACUUCUACGUGGUCUUAAAACAUUAAAUUUCUUUGCACCACACACAUAUGGCCGCACAUCGGAAAUCUGACAUCGUUUGUUAUCCAGGAUGGGGCGAUCGGAGAAUCUUCAGAUGAAGGAAAACCUUUUCUCAACCAAAAGCGUUUACGGUUACAUUGUCUAAAAGUCCGACCAUUUUUUUGUUUGAAGCAAUUUUCAUUUACGAUCUCGUUUACUUAUUUUCGUCAGCAGUUCAGUUACAGUGACAUAACGCCACAGAAAAAUGUUAAGAUAUUAGCAUUACUCACAGAUAAGCACUAUUUAAAAAGAAACAAUAACAUGCCUCUAAAACGUUGAAGGUUUCAGGAUGCAACACAUACACAGAAAAAAAAGCUGCACAAAUGCCCAUUUCACGAACACCAGUAAAUUAUAAGAAAAGGCAGAGAUUUCAUCCCAAUUCAUCACGACCAAACACAAAAACCUACAUUCACCAGAACAUUACAUUGUAACGCAGAAAAUUAGCACUAAAGUUAACUACCUUUUUUACAGUUGGUUAGCGUUUUUUAGAGAUAAAACUUAUUAAUUUAUCAUUUUGAUUUGAAACAAGAAAAAAAAAAACAAAAAAAAAAAAACGAGCGAAAAAAUAAGCAAACACUUUUAAAUUUUAAACUAUGUGUCAUUUAAUACUGUAAUAUUUAAAUAUAUAUGUUUAAAUCUAUGUAUAACGAAGAAACAAAAGGAUUGAUUUAAAAAUAUAUAUUAGAUUCUUUAUUGUGAGAAUGAUUUUUUUUCGUUUUAUUAAGAUAAUGAUUAUUUUUUUUACGAUAUAUAACAAUGGAAGAUCAUUUAUACUGUUAGCAAACGAGAGAAAGAGAAAUGUCAUACAUUCGAUAUCUAGCAAAAGCGAGGAUGCAAUUUUAUUCUUCAAUACUGUUUGAUUGGAUCGCUAUUUUCAUCCUAAGCGUUAAAAUGUUAAAAGCAAAGAUACACAUUUAACAAGAUAUUUUUUGUCUUCUUUUGUAUAAAUUUUUAAAUAUUUUUAUUUUAUAAUACAUUUGAUAAAUGAUUGAAGAAAAAUAUGUUUUUUUUUAUGGUUUAUCUUUUCUGUUUUAUUUUAUUCAUUUGUGUUCAGUUCCGAAAGCACCCACACCCUCUUCGUGUACCUAAAUCAUUAUCAUCGCUUCACCUCGAAAAUUCAAGUACGUUAUCUCAGACGUAAUAAACACAAACUAUGUAUAAAAAUCACCUCUAAGGUUUGUUCACAUCGAUUCUAGUUUUUAACUAAUCGGGUCCUGUAUCAGCAAGUGAACCAUUCAGCCCCUAAACAAGCAUUCUUUCUGGUAAACACAACCAAUCUAACAUCGGUCAAAAUAGCAAGACAAAAUAAGAAACAUUGAAAAUCCAAGAAACUGUUGCUGUUGAUUUGUUCAUUGUUCAACUGGAAACUAAGAGGAACUAGAUUAGAGAGUGUGUAUCCGAAUCAGCGAUGUUAAAUUAAAUAUAUGUGACUAACAUCAUUGUUAGAUUUAUUACGGCACUAAAUACAACCUUCGUGUUCUAACGCUAACAUUAGCACUGAACAUGUGGCCACAUCCGUAAAACUCUCCUCUGUAGAACACUGAAACAAGUUUUUGUAAAUCAUUCAACAAACUAAAUAACUAUAGACACACACACACUGUAUAAGUCUACAUAAAAGCUGAGCUAUAUAAAAUAUACAUGUGCUUUCGAUGUUUAAGCUACAAUAAUAAUUUUACACUUUUUCAGACACAUUAUGAUAGUGACAGUAUGAAAAGGCUUAAUAUGCGAAAUCAGUUCGCUGAAUCAGUGAUGACUGUUCAGGGCGAGGCGAUUGCUUAGCAUAAUCAAAAAUUGUAUUAAAAUAUGUGUCCUUUUGGCAUGCGACUGAAAACGCUGCGAUCUAAAAUAAACACAUCACAAACCGGAUUACAAUAUUCGCAACAUGGGAUCAUAUGUUUUAAUUUCUUUGAGUACCUAUAAUUUAUUUAGAUAAUGAUACAAAUAUCGAUUCUGCAAGUUCAAAUAUCUAAAAAAAAGCUAGUGUCGUUUAAAAUAUUCAUAAAAAUAAAUUUAAUUGGUCGUGCAAUACUCUACGAGUUCAAUAUCAAAUUUAAUACUAGUGCGUAGUUCUGGGUUUCCUGAAUAUUUGAUUUGAAUGAGAUAGCAACUUUUUUUUUCUAAAUCAUAUGUUUCCAUGGGGCGAUCCGAAACAAUAUCCAAGAUGAUCGAUAUGCUUAUGAGUUCGAACAAAAUUUUCUGCUUGGUGUAUCGAUCGCAGUCAUAUGAACCAUUAAAUGUAUUAUAACCAAUAAUAGACAAAACUACCGAAAAAAUGCGCAGUCUACGAAAAAAAAAAUUGAAUCAAGCGUAAAGAAAAACAAGCGGAGAGCAUUAAGGUAGGUUAGGUUAGGUGCGAACUUUCAAAAUAUUGAGGCUAAAUGAUAGAAAUUACACAAAGAUUUUUCAAUAUACAUGCCAGUGACAUAAUAAAAAUGGAAAUGGGAUUGUGAUAACAGAAAAAAAGAAUUUUUAGUGUUUUGCUAAACUUGCACCUGCAAAAGCGUUGCACCGAAAUGGUAGAUUAUCAUACGAGGAGAACUCAUAGCUUCUGGAACCACCGACGAUAAAAUCCUCAGACACUUUUUGGACGAUCUUUACACCAUCUCUAAUGUGGGUUGAUCUUAGAAGCUACACCGCGAAAACUGUUCACUCAAUCACGUUAGAUUGCGUCUUCCUAGACAAAAUUGAACAUAGUUCAGCAUCUGCGAAGGCUCUUUCAGGGAAUGGCUGAGUAGUACAUAUAUGUUAAUAAUUUUGAAAAUGAGAAAGAAUUAGGAACCAAUAAAAGUAUUCCAUAUUUUCGACUGGAGGAGAAACACAACUGCCAUCAAAAUAGCUAUCACUGAGAAAGGUUUAUUACUGCUAGAGAAAAUUUGCACCGCCAUUGCUCAUUGAAUACCGCCAUGAAAAGUAUCACCUAAAAUUAAAAACAUAUAUUGAUAUCGAUUUUCUCCUUUCCAAUCAUAAUGCUAUAUACAGACAUUUAUGUCUCACAUUUUCACAGAUAUGGAUAGUUUCUAAAUGAAAAUUUACAAUUUAAAUUUAGCUGAAAUUUAAAUGCUUUUCUAUUGAACAUAUCACCUUUGUUUUAGAAGUGCUUUUUGCGAUACCUUUUUGAACGAAUUUGUAGUGAUUGUACUAACCCUUUUUCAAUUUUUACAAAGCUUGCCAAACUAAAUUCGGAAAGUUGCGAUCGGUCUAGUAAAAGUUGAAUAUCAGUCAAAGACACUCGAAAUAUUUUAGAACAAUGCAGUUCAAUCAAUGAUAUUUCAAAUCCAAUGAAUAACACAUUAACGACCAUAAUCAGGAAUGAGAACUUUUCACUCAGCGAUAACCCAACAGGAAAUCGGACAGAAUCAAAACCAUGUCGUGAGUUCAACUUUAAAUAAUCUAUCUAUACAUAUGUAUAUUCGUAUAAAUAUAUAUGGAAGCCACUUUGAUAAAGUAAAUAUAUAUAUUUAUAUAACAAAACAUGUAAACUUACAAACAACUGCGAACAAGUGGAACCAAACAAGACGAAUGUGACACAAAAACCUAAGCUUGAAUAAGUGACCCUGUACGGUGAGGACAUAGAUCUUCUACCGACUGUGUAUCGAAAAACUGUAACUAAUCGAUCGUAUCUGCUGCAACCAUGUUAUUAUAUAAUGAGAUAGACAAAGGCGUUUAAGCGAUAUAUUCGUCCGCCAUGUAAUCAUGUAAAAGAAACUUAACAAAUAGACGCAAACAAAGUUACACACACACACACACACAGAUUCUGAUGUGACAAAUCAACCUGCGUUUUAUGCUAUGUGAUUGUAGCCAUCUGGAAAGCUAAAAACGAGUCUGAAUAAAGAAAGUGAAAUAUCAGAACUAUAA